This is a messenger RNA of Pongo pygmaeus (Bornean orangutan), 1550 nucleotides long. RefSeq names its product hes related family bHLH transcription factor with YRPW motif 2 (gene HEY2). NCBI's taxonomy places the organism in Eukaryota, Metazoa, Chordata, Mammalia, Primates, Hominidae. The transcript has 6 exons. The record is from RefSeq and is a predicted model, not a curated record. Gene Ontology annotation, molecular function: DNA binding; protein dimerization activity. Gene Ontology annotation, biological process: regulation of DNA-templated transcription. Bases 539 to 1414 code for a protein of 291 amino acids.
AGCCUUGCGGCGGGCAUUGGCAAGCGCGGCCCCGCCCCCUGGCCCAGCCAAUCGCGGGCCACGCCGACCAGCGAGGGGGAGGUGCCGGGCGGGCGGCCUGGGCCGGUGCGCGGGGGCGGGUGAGGUGGCCCCACCCGCUGGGGGGGGGCGUGGCCGGCGCCGGCUCUUGCGGCCGAGCAGAGUUGCGGCGUGGGAAAGAGCCGCUAGGAGCAGACCGCGCCGCCGCCGGAGCCGCGCCUGCCCAGGCCCGGGGAGGGAGGAGGCGGGCGCCAGGGUGCUGCGCCCCGCUCGGCGUCCGAGCUUCCGGCCGGGCUGCGCCCCGCGCGGUUUUCGCCGGGAUGAAGCGCCCCUGCGAGGAGACGACCUCCGAGAGCGACAUGGACGAGACCAUCGACGUGGGGAGCGAGAACAAUUACUCGGGAGAUACCAAAAUCACAACUUGAUUUUUGGAGGAAUUAAAGCAACCUGCGAUGUCAAGGCUAAGCAAAGUACUAGCUCUGUGAUUAGAUUGAAUUCUCCAACAACAACAUCUCAGAUUAUGGCAAGAAAGAAAAGGAGAGGGAUUAUAGAGAAAAGGCGUCGGGAUCGGAUAAAUAACAGUUUAUCUGAGUUGAGAAGACUUGUGCCAACUGCUUUUGAAAAACAAGGAUCUGCAAAGUUAGAAAAAGCUGAAAUAUUGCAAAUGACAGUGGAUCAUUUGAAGAUGCUUCAGGCAACAGGGGGUAAAGGCUACUUUGACGCACACGCUCUUGCCAUGGACUUCAUGAGCAUAGGAUUCCGAGAGUGCCUAACAGAAGUUGCGCGGUACCUGAGCUCCGUGGAAGGCCUGGACUCCUCGGAUCCGCUGCGGGUGCGGCUUGUGUCUCAUCUCAGCACUUGCGCCACCCAGCGGGAGGCGGCGGCCAUGACAUCCUCCAUGGCCCACCACCACCAUCCGCUCCACCCGCAUCACUGGGCCGCCGCCUUCCACCACCUGCCCGCAGCCCUGCUCCAGCCCAACGGCCUCCAUGCCUCAGAGUCAACCCCUUGUCGUUUCUCCACAACUUCAGAAGUGCCUCCUGCCCACGGCUCUGCUCUCCUCACGGCCACGUUUGCCCAUGCGGAUUCAGCCCUCCGAAUGCCAUCCACGGGCAGCGUCGCCCCCUGCGUGCCACCUCUCUCCACCUCUCUCUUGUCCCUGUCUGCCACCGUCCACGCCGCAGCCGCAGCAGCCACCGCGGCUGCACACAGCUUCCCUCUGUCCUUUGCGGGGGCAUUCCCCAUGCUCCCCCCAAACGCAGCAGCAGCAGUGGCCGCGGCCACAGCCAUCAGCCCGCCCUUGUCAGUAUCAGCCACGUCCAGUCCUCAGCCGACCAGCAGUGGAACAAACAGUAAACCUUACCGACCCUGGGGGACAGAAGUUGGAGCUUUUUAAAUUUUUCUUGAACUUCUUGCAAUAGUAACUGAAUGUCCUCCAUUUCAGAGUCAGCUUAAAACCUCUGCACCCUGAAGGUAGCCAUACAGAUGCCGACAGAUCCACAAAGGAACAAUAAAGCUAUUUGAGACACAAA